Oxyura jamaicensis (ruddy duck) is the source of this 1387-nucleotide messenger RNA. RefSeq names its product 5-oxoprolinase-like. The transcript has 9 exons. Lineage: Eukaryota; Metazoa; Chordata; Aves; Anseriformes; Anatidae. The annotation marks the transcript as partial. Gene Ontology annotation, molecular function: 5-oxoprolinase (ATP-hydrolyzing) activity. The record is from RefSeq and is a predicted model, not a curated record. Gene Ontology annotation, cellular component: cytosol. Gene Ontology annotation, biological process: glutathione metabolic process.
CCCAUCCCUCACACAGGGGGGCCGCCGACCGUCACCGACGCCAACCUGUGCCUGGGCCGCCUGCUGCCCGAGUUCUUCCCCCGCAUCUUCGGGCCGGGCGAGGACCAGCCGCUGUGCCGGGACGCAGCCCUGCGGGCGCUGCAGGGCCUGGCUGCCCAGGUGGGCGCCGGCGCGCCCGGCCAGCACCCGAUGUCGGUGGAGGAGGUGGCCAUGGGCUUCAUCCGCGUGGCCAACGAGGCCAUGUGCCGGCCCAUCCGCGCCCUGACGCAGGCGCGAGGCCACGACACCUCCCGCCACGUGCUGGCCUGCUUUGGGGGCGCGGGGGGACAGCACGCCUGCGCCAUCGCCCGCGCCCUGGGCAUGAAGAAGGUUUUCAUCCACAAGUACAGCGGGGUGCUGUCGGCGUACGGGAUGGCGCUGGCGGACGUGGUGCACGAGGCGCAGGUGCCCUGCGCCCUCCGCUACGAGCCGGCCGCCUUCGCCCAGCUGGACGAGCGCAUCGCCGCGCUGGAGCAGGAGUGCCGGCAGGCGCUGGCAGCCCAGGGCUUCUCCAGCGACCAGAUCCGGACCGAGGCGUUCCUGCACCUGCGCUACGAGCGCACCGACUGCGCCCUGAUGUGCUCGGCCAAGGGGCACCCCCCGACCCCCCGCUCCUGCCGUGCCGGGGACUUCGCCGCCGCCUUCGCCAGCCGGUACAGGACAGAAUUUGGCUUCACCAUCCCCGACCGCGCCGUGGUGGUGGAUGACGUGUGCGUGCGCGGCACCGGCAGCACCGGCAUCAGCUGCGAGAGCCCGCUGGCACCCAGCGGGGAGCCGCCGCGCGUGGAGACGGUGACGCGGUGCUACUUCGAGGAGGGGUACCUGGAGACGCCGGUGUUCCUGCUGGAGCAGCUCUCCUGCGACCACGCCAUCCCCGGCCCUGCCAUCAUCAUCGACAAGAACAGCACCAUCCUGGUGGAGCCGGGCUGCACCGCCAGCCUGACGGAGCUCGGCGACGUCUGCAUCGCCGUGGGCUCGGGGCGGCCGAGCGCCGUGGGCACGCAGCUGGACCCCGUGCAGCUCUCCAUCUUCUCCCACCGCUUCAUGAGCAUCGCAGAGCAGAUGGGCCGGAUCCUGCAGCGCACGGCCAUCUCCACCAACAUCAAGGAGCGCCUGGACUUCUCCUGCGCCCUUUUUGGGCCGGACGGGGGGCUGGUGUCCAACGCCCCCCACAUCCCCGUGCACCUGGGAGCCAUGCAGGAGACCGUCCAGUUCCAGAUCCGCAGGCUGGGGGACGACCUGCGGGAGGGGGACGUGCUCCUCAGCAACCACCCCUGCGCCGGGGGCAGCCACCUGCCCGACCUGACCGUCAUCACCCCCGUGAGUGCGGCACCGGGGGACACGCGGG